Messenger RNA from Tetrahymena thermophila SB210, 2346 nucleotides. Its product is annotated as transmembrane protein, putative. The record is from RefSeq and is a predicted model, not a curated record. The transcript is spliced from 3 exons. Lineage: Eukaryota; Ciliophora; Oligohymenophorea; Hymenostomatida; Tetrahymenidae.
AUGAUUUCUGAGUAUGUUAAAAACAUGGAUAUUUUUUCUUAGUCUUUCUAGUUUAACACAGGAAAACUAAGGGAUAGAAAAAGGACAUUCGUAGGCACUUUCCUAACUUUGUCUAUCAUGGCAGCGACUCUUUAUUAUUUCAUAUAUUUAUUCGUAAAGUAUAUGGAUAAUUAAAUAGAUCCUAAAUUUAGAGUGUAAAAUUUCAUUUCGAAUGAUCUCAUUAGCAUACCCCUAAGCAAUGAAUUAAUUGCUUUCUAAUAUAUUGAACCUAUUGGUAACUUAAGUAUAGACCAAAUAUAAGCUAAAACAAAUAAGACUUAUAUUGUAACUUUAGCUAAUUUCAUGUAUACUGAUAACAACGGUUAUUUUAUGAUGCCUUUGAAUGUUAUCCCAUGUAAUAAUACACUACUUUAAGGAUAUAGGUGUAUAGAUAUGUCUAAAGUGCCGUCUAAUUACACUUUAAUGCUAAACUCUAAAAACAGAGCAUAAUCUUAAAUUAGUAUAGUAUCAUAUAGAUGCUAAGACACAGAUCGCUAUAAAAGGUUUGUACCCGAUAAUUGUGCAAAUUUAACUGAUAUUAAUAAAUUCAUUAGUAAAUUGGGAAAUACUCUGAACGUUAAACUAAUUACUUCAUAGUACAACAUUACAGCUAAAGAAUUUUAAGACAGCUACAAAACUUUCAAUUUAUUAAUAUCUCCAACUUAAAUUAUGUACACAGAAUUUAAAGCACAAAAUUAAAUUACUUCUGUGAAGGACGGAUACAUAUUUUAAUCUGAAAAGUAAUAUUUUUCUCCUAUCUCUUAUACAACAGUUACUUAGACUUUAGACACAGAUUUAGUUUUAAAAUAAGCAGGAGCAAAAUAUUUUUAGCAAUUCUUUGUAGAUGUAGAAGAAACAAUCUAUUAGACAUAAAUUUAAUAUCCAACACUUCCAGAAAUCUUAGCUCUUUGCAACACUACUCUCUCUUUAUUGAUGUGUUUAGGAUUUUUUGGAAGACAAAUGGCACAGAAGUUGAUUAGACAAGAACUUUUUCUAUUAAUUUUACAAAAUUUCUAUCAAGGUACUUAUGAAAAAGUUUUGAGAAUACAUAAAUUUAUAUAACCAAACGAAUAGGAUCAUCCUAAAAAAAUCAAUUAUUUAAGUGAAUCAGCUGAAUUGUAAGAAAACCCAAACCCAAUUACAGUACCUAAUAUACAUACUAAUUCCAGAUAGAAUUAAUUUACUCAGUAGGACACUAACUUACAAUAAAUAUAGGAUGCUGUAUUAGAAGAUGCUUCUGUAGGAGAAGGUCAAAGCCCAGUUAUAAUUCCUGAACUAAGUAUCAAAUCUAGUGGCCAAAUAAUUAAUUAGCUAGAUUUACAAUCAGACACUAAAAGAGACUGUAUCAUUGACUAAGAAACAAUCUUUUCAAGUAGAAAUAAUAUGUAAAAAUUAUCUGAUGAAGAAAAUAAAAUACUUGAUUAAAUUAAAAAAGAAGAAUCAAACACUAAUAGUUUUAGUAUGCAAAAAACAUAAGAAUUUAGAUUAUAGACUGUUAAUCCUAGCUAUGACUCAGAGAAGCAAAUAUUACAAUUUAAUAAAAGGUAAUCAAUUUUAACUGACCUUAAAAGUCAAAAAACUGCACCCAAUAGAACAAGUAUAACUAAACAACUUUUUGAAAGAAGGUAAAUGUAACCCAUAGUUAGCUAAAUUGCUAUAAAUAGUUGUGAUAGGACAGAAAAUAAUCUUAAAUUUGAUAUUUCACCCUUAAGAACAGAAAAAUCCCCAACAAUUUAAGAUAGUAAUAAAAUUAGUAACCUCAUAAAAUUGAAACCAUCAAAAAUACCUUCGAUACAAUAGCAUGAAAAAAUAAAUAUCAACGAAGCCGAAAAAAGUCCUAAUAGCAGUUUGGAGUCAAAGCUAAAGAGCAUAAAUAAUUAGUCUAUAUUUAAGAAAGUAGAGCAUAGUCUUUUUAAAUUCAGUAUGUUUAAGAAGAAAGAGUUUUUGUCAGAGAAAGGAAUAGAUUAAGAGACAAUCUUCUCUAUCGAAAAAUAAGUUAAUAGCAGCUUAGAUUUUUCAUAAGUGUAUUAGGAAAUAUUGUUUUGUAAAAAAGCUAUAAUGAUGAUUUUAACUAAAGAACAAUUUGCUGCUUUAAAGCUAGUUGGAUGUUCAGAAAGAUUUUCAAAAUAACUUACUAAAAGCUUUGAUGAAUUAAAAAAUUGUUAAAUGAGUCACUUUGAAGAAUAGUUCGCAAUUUAACUUUUGGAAGAAGUAUAAAUAAAGUAUAUUAAUUAAUUUAUAGAGAAAUUUUCUAAAAAAGGAAACAUAAGUGAGUUAGAUAAAAAAAUUUAUUAAUCAUUAGGUUGA